Molecule: messenger RNA, 28502 nt
Organism: Xyrichtys novacula (pearly razorfish)
Lineage: Eukaryota; Metazoa; Chordata; Actinopteri; Labriformes; Labridae
Source: the annotation of a GenBank genome assembly
AAAAGCUGCUCAUACGUUCACGGCACUGACGUUAUAUCCACUGCUCCACACGCCCUCCCCAUCCUCCUCCUCUUCCUCCCCCUCGCCUCCUCCUCCUCCUCCUCUGUCUCUGCUGUCUCCGCACUGCUGGCCCGUAUCCGUUGUGUGUCAGAGGCAGCAUCACAGCAGCAGCAGCAGCAGACAUUUGGCGAAGAAAAACACGGACUGCGGACGCAUUUUCUGCGCGCUUCUGCUUCGCGUGGACAUAUUAGGGGGGGCGAAAAACAGGAUUGUACAGAAAUCUCCGUCUCCUCAGAUCUUCCUUGCCUCAACACCCCCCUCCUUCCUCCCCUACCUGUGUAGAUGGUUGACUGCAGAUUUGAUGGUGCUGAGCAGGCUCGUCUGAUUGAAGCCUUGCGGCCAGGGGGGGGCAUCUGUGGGGCCGCAGAGAGACAGAAAGCUCCGUGGCUGUCCUCUGCCCACUGUCUGUGAAUGGACUGCGCUCCAUCCGUGAUUUUCUGCAGUCUCUCUGAGUCAUUUGUUGAAGAAGAUGGCGGACAGGGCUGAGAUGUUUUCCCUCUCCACUUUCCAUUCCCUCUCUCCCCCUGGAUGCAGGUAAGAGCUCGCAUACAGAGCGACAGAGGAGGCAUGAAGGGGGCGAUGGGUACAGUUCACGACCAAGGGUGACGCCAAAGAUGACAAAUGUAAUCUCCGUGUUUAAUGCCUGCAGUAUGUCACGUAUUCCCUCCUGUCGUUUGUUAUUGAUAUUUUAAUCAACCUGACAGGCCUGUAACUGCUUCCAUGCGCGCCUUUAGGUACCAAACAAGGCCGAUUGUUAGUGCUUUAGAGCUGAUGUGGUCCGAGAUGACAGCUGUUACUAAAGAUGACUUCACUUUUUCGCUUUUAAAAGUGAAAUGAAAGGGAUUUGUUAAAAAGAAAAGGCAAAUGAUUGAUCUUAAGCAGUCGCGACAGGCACCCGCCUUGCGCAUUCUCUGUGUGAGGCCCACGCCCUGUUGAGUCCUGCCCAGGCAAGGGCAUGAUGCUGAACAAAGAUUUACGGAAGUCCUCCUCGUACUGAUGCUGCUUUAAACGCCUCUAAUGUGGCCUCUGCAACAAACAAUAUGAUCAAUCCUGCCUGCGUUUUCUCCACGACACAAAACACGACUGUGUGUGUGUGUGGGAGAUCAGGAGAUCUUGCAGAAAUAUCGGGCCUGGACAGUGGUUCCUAUAACAUUGUUGGUGUUUUGUUUGUUUUGUUAGCUUUUUUUUCUUUGGGGUGUUAUUUAGACCAGGGAUAUGUGGGAUAUGGAAAGAAACUUUGGUGUGAUUUUAAAGAAGCGCUGUUGAGGAUGCUGCAACAUGACAUGUAUUGCUUCAUAGCAGGAGUAUGGCAUUUCUUUAAUACUAGCUUACUCCUGUUUUAGGUCUUUUUUUCUCUGUACAAACUUAAUACUGGAGAAAAAAAGUCUACAGCUGAUUUAGCUAACAUACAAAACACUAUAUUGUGCUAUAAGUUUUUUAACCCAGUUCCAUAGAGUGUCAGUGAGAGGAAAAGUCAGAGAAAUAGUUAGAAUCUGUGCCAUUAAGGGUACUUUUUGCAAUCAAGCACAACAUUUCAUUGUUCAGUGUCUGCCUCCUCAUGCCCCUUGUUCUUGUACAAUCCAAUCACAUUAGCACACCGGGUCCCAGAGGACUUAAUAUCCCAACAUGCACUCAUGGAGGAUUUUGUUACAUACUGUGGUGUCCUGUCUCAUGGGUUGAUCACGUCAGAUCAAUGGAGCAGUUUUUUUUUUUAUUUGCUUGACUGCCAUUGGCCUCAGAGCUGACAACAGAGCCAUGAAUUAAUCCAUAAAAUUUACAGUGUUUGCAAAUAUCUUUACUGUAUUAGGCUCUCUAGUCUAAUCUAGUCCUAUACUCAUCAGUUUAACUGCACUGAGUUCAAUUAGUUUAGAGUGCAUUCAAGGAGACAUGCUCUGUGUGUUCAAGCAGACAGUAAAGGACAAAUAAAUCACUGGUAAAUCAGGUGUUUGGAACAUAUGCAGAUGAUACAUCUGUAUAUGGUGAUGUGUUUUCUCUAUCACAGCACUCACAAUAGUGUUGCCUUACCAGUAUGUUUGUGUUUGAGCAUCAGUAUCUCUGUGUUUUGGUGCCUGACUGAUUCACAGAUGAAACCACCGGUGGUGUGACGGUAUGUGUGGUUCACUAAUCUGCCUUACGUAACCCUAACAGUGCCUCCAGUGGGCACCAUAAUCCGUAAUAGAGCCUUUCUUUUGUCCAGAAAUUUACGACAGUGAUUUCCCCGGCAUUGAGGGAGCACUCUCUCCACUGGAAAUAAACCCAUAGAAGAUCAGUCUGUGCUGCGAAAAAAUGUUAUCUUACCUUUACAAUACAUCAUUUCAUGUCUGUUGCUAAGAGAUGUUUGCUUCCUAACUGGAAAACAUGGCUCUGGAUGAACAUUAUAAAGGUAUUUGAUGUGAAAGAAGCUAACUGGGGUCCAUUUCAUUUUAAUUUCCCAUCAAGGUUGAUGUUGUUCUGGCCAAAAAACCUAAUUGACUAAAACCCAAAUUACUUGAUGACAUAUAAGAGUGCAGGACUUCCAGUUUAGGCCUGUGUCUGAGGAGCUAAAAGUUAAUCCUACAUUUAAUCAUUUAGCCAGUUUUUUUAACCUGUUCACAAUGAAACGAAACAUAAACUAGACUAAUUCAACAAGCUUUAAUGGCCUUUUACUGAUAAAAUGCAUACUUAGAGCCAUUUUGAGGUAAAAACAGCAAACAAUCAUUUGAUCUAGCUUUUUAAACAUUAGGUUAUUUCUCUCAUAGUAGUCUGUGGUAAUUUGUUAAAUAUACUGUAGUUGCAUGCUCAAGCCUUGCGAAGAAGAAACACUACAUUUGUAAAUGUUUCAGGCUCCUGCACGCUGUUUGUGAAUAUCUUUUAAUUGCGGCCAAGCAUUCAGAUGUAAAUCCCAGUUGCUUCCAGUAGUACAUCAAUAUUUCAGAACGAUGCAACAUUGGCUUCUAUCCCUGUACUUGUGAAUCUAAUUUGUUUAGCCGUGAAUGUUCCACUUUUCCCUCUGACUCUUUGAAGGCUGAUUAGAAGUGGGAUGGAGGGAAGUGAGGGGUGGUGGGUAUGGUAACCAUGGGGUAAGAGGCUUAAAUCAAAUACAGAUCCAUUUGAGCUCCAGCGGUCCAUCUCUGGCUUCCUGUUGCUGGUUCUCUAUCCCUUUUUUUUUUAGUAUUGUUCUUUAUCUUUUCCUUCUUCUGUUUCACACUCUAAGAACAACACCAUGUUUUCAUAGGUUAACCUUUACUACAGUUGUUACAAUAGGUUUCCUCCCUUUAAUUAAAUUGGUCCUGUUGACACAGAAUACGAUAUUUGUUUUCGUCAGUCUGUUGCCAGUGGAUGUAUCCCCUUUAUCAGAAGCAUUAGCUUUGAGUCUGAUGAUUUCAUUAAUCCAAAUCCAGCCAAACCAACAUGAAAUCAUCUGCUAUGAGCGAAGCGAUGCAUCAUCCGUGCCCAUGGCUCAGAUAUGGUGUGAUCUUCAAGCUUGGAUCCGCCACAGACGACGGAGAGUGCUUCAUUAGGUUAAAUGCAUGACUCAUGUGUGUGCGUGUGUGUGUGUGUUUAUAUAUCACACACAGGCGAGUGACAGUGGCUGAAAAGCUUAGAAAAUGUAUCUUGCUAAUGAGUCAGGAGUAAACACAUUCAAUGUCCUUGGCUUUUGAAGACGAUGAUGUUACAGGGAAACGGGUGCUGAUGGUUAAAAGGCAGCAGAGACCAAAUUGCACAUCCAGCCUUUGUUUGUGAGGCUAUUUAUACAUGGUUAUAAAAGUGUCUCUGUGAUUUCUGGUCAGAGUUUUAUUUCGGUCUCAUUUCUUUUUUUAUCCAAAUAUCUAUUAUUCCAUUUUUAAGAUAAGUGACAGGUACACGUAAAGAUCUGAUUGAUCCGACAAACAUUUCUUUAUCAUGUUUUUAGUCUUAUAAAUGUUGAAAAUGUUCAGCAUGUACUUGUCCAGUCUGAGAUUACAUCUUGUUACAUGUCUGUUUUGUUCAACCAAAACUAAAAUAGAAUCAAUCCACUACAAGAGAAACAGUGUAAUCCUUUUCAGACUCGGGGAUAUGAAAAGGUUGGACUUUAUGUCUUUAAAAUCAUAAGCAAUAACUCACUUUACCUCAAUGAGGAGCCUGUGUGGCAUGUGAACAUACAGCCUUCAUAUCCAGUGUGCAGCACCAAGAUAUGCCAGUGUGCUGGUUUGAUUAUUUCUUAUCUGGAUAGAUCAGUACCAAAGAUCACAGAUAUCUAAUAACUGUUCGUAGAUCAAAUGUGGGCUGGGAGGAGGCAGGUAGAAAAUGAAAAGAAGCAGUCAGAUUUGCAGACACACAGCGAUAGUAUCAAAAUGUCAGCAUUUGCAGUGGAUCAGGGUGUGACGAGCAGCAACACGACCAGCAUCAGUGAAUAGUAAUUUUGUGCUGACUUGUUCUCUCUCAGUAUUCUUUUUCUGCUCAGCAUGGAAAGAUUGAGACAGAUGGAAUUCAGAGGCCUUUCCCUGCCUGGAUGGGUAAAGAGACGCAGACUGUCCCUCAGACUUAAAGCUUUUGCUUCAAUCAUGGUAAAUUAAAUAUAACUCGGGGCUACGCGGCGUGGGGUCAGAUGAGCAGGAAGAGAUGAUAAACAUAGUGUGAUGGAGGCUGCAUGCUGAUUUGAAUGCUGCCUGAACACUCUGCAUUGUUGUGAUGUGGAGUCUGAAACUAAAAUAAAGCAGAUUAUUGUCUGCAUAGAAGGGGAAAUGUUUGGUCGUUUGAUCUUAUCCAUGCGAUGAAGAGGUGUAUGCAAGCAUCUCCUGGAGUCAGUGUAUGUUCUCUCUCCUCUGUCUUGGCAGCUUAAUACUGACACACAUUUCUUUGGUUUUGCAGUUUAGGGGAAAUGGGGCCACACGCUAUUGUGGAGAACUCUAAGAAGAUGAGAACACAAACAAAAUGGAGGCAGGAAACACGACAGAAUGGGGAGCAAUAGACGCAAUGAGAAAAGGGAGAAUGAAUGGAAGAAAAGGAGAAUUUACAGAAUUUGGUAUAUGUGGUGUCAUUCAUUUCAGGACCAGUCAAUCAAAAACAACAUAAGAUACCUUUGCAAGCUCCUUUUUUGGCCAGAUCUGACAGGAAAUCUGCUGCAUCGUUUCCCUUGGCCUUAAGAAAUUGCUUUUUGCUAUUAAGCCUAAAAGUCUUCUUUAAUUCCGUUGAAAUGUUGAUUUCAGCAUUUCUAUUUUCCAAGCUUCACAAUAGUCAUCUUCCUGCCUUCUUGUCCAUUUCAUUCUAUUCUUAUUAAAUAGUUUCUCCAUCACGUUCCCUCGACAUCCAGAAACCAAAAACAGGACCCUGCUCUACUGGUGUGGUGGUGACAGCUGCCUUGGAAACAAGGCACUGGUGUGGUGUUUUUCCAUUGUGAAUCAUACACCCACACACUACACAUGCAAACACAGCUUCCCUGAAGACUUGAAUGGUUUAGGAGCUCAUCAGUGACCUCAUUUCCUCAGGUUUGGCUACGACACUGUUUUAAUUAUUGUGGCAGAUAGGAAAUUAGUUUUGGUGGCUCAUCUGUCUGCAUGCAUCCUUAUGGACUGCCCUUAAUUCGCUUAAACUUACGCAGAGUAAAUGGAUAUAUCCACUGUGAUGCAACCAAUAGUUUCCAUGUGAAACCUCAUAUUUAGCAUUUUUUGCCAAAUUUUUGAUAUCAUUUUGGAGCUCAGAUCCAUGCUUGGGCUUGAGGGCGGUGCUGGAGAGGAGCUAUGCGGUCACUGUGGGCUGCUCAUUCAUUAGUCUGCACGAGCCAGCGAACCAUAAUAUUUUAGGCAUUAGCUGAUCUGGGUGGUCUAUUUACACUUCAAAUAAAAGCUCAGUGAGUGUGUUGAAUGUACCAGUCUCAGUGCUUACACAUGGAAAUCUCUGGUGGUAGAAAUUAACCAGAUAAAUCAGGUCAACUUAUCUUUUAAUCACCAUAUCCCGCUCCUCCGCUCAGUGGAAAACAGCAAAACAAUCCUGACCUCAGAGCUGAAAAGAGCUGAAGACUAGACUUUUUGAGCAACCUGUUUGUAAUAUAAACCACAUAAAAAAAAAAAAAAACAGUUUUGCCAAACUCCCAUAAGGCAUUGUGAGGACAAACACAUUCAUGAGUCACAAGUUGUGUUAAAGGAAGUGAUUUGCCUCAAGUGGCUGUGUGAAAAACUGCAGCUAUUAGCACUUGAGUUGGUCUUGACACUAGGCCAAAAAACCCUUAUUGAAAACUCACUUUAGAUGAUUUUCAUCAUGUAUUACAUAGUGUUAAACCAGUAGACAGGUGUCUCUUGUACCAGUAUAACAGGACAACGAAGGUACUGAACUGUAUACUCUAUAUCAUUCAUUUUAAAAGAUGUAAACAAACUGGCCAACCUGACCCAUAAUCUAGUUAAUCUUGAUUUGACUUCAGUUGGCCAACUGAGUUUACACAAACACAAUACAUAACAUUGUCCAAGUGUUUCUCAUAUAAGACUAUUUAAAGGAAGUUCAAGUGCUCACAAGUACAAAGAACAAAUGUAUGCACAUGAACGGGUUUCCACCCUCUUAUGCCAUCAUGGUUUGAUAAGAGGUCUAAUUAUAUGUCACUUUGUGUCCAAUGAUUAUAGGACAUUUAAAAUGGCCAGCAGUCAUGGGAAGUAAUUAGACACGCACAGGUUGCUGUGACACACACACACACACACACACACACACACACACACAAGCUCAAGGUUAAUUAUAAGGGACGCUUUUGAUGUCCUCCAGCCAGAAACCAGUGGUGUCACAUCAGCGAGGACUCAUUUAGAAAAGUGCAAAACUACAGAACAUGAAGAGAGGGAAUAUACAUCAAUAGCAUGGUUUAUUGUUGGAAAUGUAUUGUUCUUGUUGCUGUGGUGUGGCACUGUGGUCUCACAGCAAGACGGUUCCUGGGUCGAUCCCCAGACUAGCAGAAGCCUCUCGGUGUGGAGUUUGGAUGUUUGCAUGCAGGGACCCUCUGCCCAAAGACACGAAGUCAUGCUCACUAAUAGAGAUGGACUGAUUAAUCGGCCAGUUUUUGGUAUUGAUGUAAUUGACAUGCUAAUGGCAUCAGCCCUCACAAGGCAAAUAUUACAGUUUUCUCUUUUUAAUGAAAUGUAUGAUGGGAAUUCUGUUAUGGUGUAUAGAAUAUUAAAGUUUAAUGCAUCUUUUUGGAGUGUAUAUUAACAAUACUCUGGAUUCUAUUGCAUAACCCGAUGCAUCAAUUAAAAAUCCAUAUCAAAUGUGUUAUGGUAAGCAGGUAUAUUUGGUUUUAAUGCACACGGAAUAGUUAAGUUUUACAUUGUGUGCUAUUUAUUAUUUCGACCCCAAUAUUUGCCUUGUAUUUUUUUCUUUCUUGAGACGAUACUUUACUGAAUCGCCUCCAAAUUUAUUUGACAAAAUGUUUGCUCAAGGUUAGUAAUUUUGUUUCCCAUUUAUAAGCACUGUGUAAUUGUUCUGUUUUUUCAAAUGCAGAAAAGAAAAGCCAAUAAUGAGAUAAUGAUCAGCAUUAUAUAUCUGCCAUCAUCAGCUGCCCUGCUCUCUAAUUAUCAGUAUCAGCCAUUUAAAAAGUGGUAUUGGUUGACCACCAUUCAUUAAGUUAACUUGUAAUUCUAAAUGGUGUAUGAGUACAAUUUUAAUCAUGAGUGUAAUUGUGUGCCUGAAUGAUAGUUUGUCCUCAUGUGUCAGCCUUGUAACAGACUGACGACCUGUCUGCCUCUGACACAAUGACAGCUGGGGUUGGCUCCAGCCCCCCUCGGCCCUGAACAGGAUACACGCUAUAGAUAAUGGAGUGGAAUGGCUACAGUUCACUGGCAUUCUAAGCAUCAUGACAACAAAGAGACAAUAUUUGAGAGCUGGCUCAGUUUGCAUUGUUUCAUCAAAUCCAGCUAAAUUUCGAUUUGUAGAAGGUCCAUUUUGUGACCUUGCUCAUCAUGACUUUUUAGUGGUGCAGCUUGAAGACUGACAUUUCUGAGGAACGACAAGCAUCAUACUUUUCAGUCGUAAGAUUCCUGACUGAUAGCUGGCAUUGUGUCACCAUAAAGCUGACUUUAGGUCAGCUGAACAUUUUUGAGUGGAAGCCCUGGGAUCUGCAGCCCCCACAUAUUGGGAAUAGAAAUAAAUAGAAAUAAAUUGUCUUAAUUUCAUUCACAUGUGAAAAAAACCCUCUAAAUUUAAACUCUGCCACUAAAUUAUUGAGUUUAUAUGUCUUUUAAGUUCAUUUUGUGUCCAGUUAUCCAUCGCUUGACCUCUGACUUCAUCUGAUCUUGUUAUCUUCACCAAAGAAUAACUGCAGAGAAUCAAGUGGAUCUACUCUUAACCAUGUUUUGAACUAUUAAUUCUUUAAUCCUCUAUUUUACAGGGGGGUUCGUUCAUAAGUAUAAUAAUACUGAUUUAACACAGUUGUCUCUGGCUGGUUGGAUUGUUUUUUUGCUGUGGGUUUGUCUCACAUUGAAAGUGUCAGACUCACAGACUUUUUAGAGGCUCUGCCUAAUGACAGCUGCCUAAUGGCAGUGUAGGUGGAGGGCUGCCUGGGGUUGAACAUGGCGUGUUUAUAUUUUAAUGUUGGAGACAGCAGUUGUCUUUGCUGCCUUCACUUUAAAUGUUCCUUUUCCCCUACAGACCUCUUUAAAACACAGAAAGCUCCCUUGGUUAGAGAAAUGAUUAUCUAUUUCGAGUUUAACCAUAGUUUAUCCUUUGGAGCGGCCAAAUUCUGAAGGAUGUACCUGUAAUGAGGCUAAAACUCUAAAUCCAAAGUCUUAAAAAAUGUAAUCUGUGAUGACAAAUUCUAGCUAGCGUGCUCAGCCUACAUGAGCAGUCAGCCCUCUGGAAAGGUCCUUCACCUGCAAACAUGCCCUAAAAAGAGUUACAUAUAAGAGAUUUUGCUGUGUAAAUCCCGCUACAGGCUUGAUACAGUUGAGGGUCAACCAACAGGUUUGUAAAGGCUGUCGAACAGCAGCUGGAGAGGCUGUGGGGGGUGUUUCAUUGCUGAUGGGUUCAUGGUGGGGAGUCUGGGCAAUAAACAGAUAAGAAAAGAGAAAAAAGGAAAGCAAGAGAGGACAAAAUGAUCUGUUGGUCAAUUCCUCUGUUUUAAAUCGCUGCAGAUUAUGUAAUAGUCUUAAAUCAGAGUUGUUAUGGCUAUAUAUUAGCAGCGUUAGCAUACUUAACUAGAUUGUGCUUGGGUGCAACUCUCACCCUGUCAUCGGUGUCAUGGCACAAAUUUACAAUAUGGAAUGUCCUUGUUUUAUCUUCUCUAAAAUGGUACCCUGCAUAGCAAUAGUAAACUGUUUCUACACAUCAUGUUGGAAUAGCAACAUCGCAGUGCUAACAAAAAGUGCUUCAGUGGUGCUUUGUAAUGAUCUUGGAUGCCAUAACUGGGAAUGAUGUCACAUCUGAGUUAACUGCAUUUCAGAUAAAGAGUGGAGAACAAAGUUAUAAAGAUUAGCCAUUACUUACUGUUGUUGUUGUUUACAUUGUUAGCUAACAUCAGGCAAUAGCAAUGCACUACAUUAUGGUUAGCAUGCGAAAGCAGCAUAACAACAUGUACACAGACAGAACAUGCCCAAUAUUAAAUAUGUGAUUGAUUUGAUUGAAGACUAUGUUCCUUAUAAAUACUUUUAAAAUCACAGCUCUUUGCUGUUGCUACAGGGAGUAGCACACUUAAAUUUUGAGUCCAGGGUUACUAAAGUUCCUGUGUCUUAAUUCUGAUUUCUGCUGUAACAUCUGACCGACACCUCGAUAUUUUUCACUUUCAAGGAUUAACUUUGAGGAUAAAUGACAAAUCUUACUUUUUUUUUUGCAUCUUAUGGCUGUUUUUGUUUAUUUGUAGGUUGAAAUAAAUAGAACUAAUAAAACACAAUAAAUAUUUUUAUAGUAUAUUCAGAGCUACAGUGCAGAAAGCCACACAAAACAGGAGUCCUUUGGCAUCAGCAUAGUGUUUCUUUACAGCUAUUUUUAAGGGUAUGACAAUAUGAACUCUGAUUUUUAAUGCAUUUGUGGAGGAGAAUUACUCAUAGUUUUUGUAAACCAGUUAGUCUUUAUAAUUUUGAUUUAUGUUAAAUGUUCUGAGAUAUUUGGUUCUAAUGAAUUAUUUGAUGCCAUAAACAUGACAUGUCUCCGUGUCCUCUCUCCGUCCUGCAGCGGCUGAACAGAUGAUUUGUUUCAGUGCUCAGAUUAGUUAUUUACUUUAAGCCUACAUACGAAUAUUAUGAUACUCAGUUUUGUGAUCCAAAUUUAUUUUAUAUGCCAACAUCUAUGAAAGAAAGAGCCAGGCCACGGAGCACGAUGUGUCAUUUACGCUCAGAUGGUUCCAAUUUUAAUGCCAUUUUUGGAGUUUAUGUUGUGAUCUGUGUGCUCAACCCACCUUUGUCACGUGAGGUUUGAAUAUAUGCAACUUUAUGUGAGUGUCUUUAUUUGUGGAAAAGAGUGUUUGUCUUACCAGUGGGUCCAACAUUACACACACCAAAUCCAUCUGUGCGCAGAUGAGAGAGUGUGGAGGACGCCCAAUGCAGCGCUUACAGUGACACUUGUUGAGGAGCUGCCUUUCCGUCGCCAUCGUGUGGCAUUACUGUCUUCAGACAUCUCUUGAUCUCUUUGUCUAACUUCACGAAAAUAGUUAUACCCCUCGCCGGUGGCGGAUUUAAAGGCAAGGAGAGGGGCUUAUGUGAUUGGUGAGAACAGGUCUCGGCUGUGUUAAACCCACUCCACGCCCUCUCUCCUCCCUUCCUACGACUUAUGCCGCUGGGAGGAGCUGAGUUAGGGAGGGGGGAUACUUACGCCGGGCUGCGCCGCUCACCAAAAUACCAAAUUGUGCUUGGGAACGCCUUGUCGGCGCGGCGGACCUGACUUACGCCGGGCCUGCGGCACGUCUCCGGUGAGGCACAAAAAUAGAGCCCAACAUCUCAACCCAUAGACUAGCAAAGACUUCCUCCUGCUGAAAGGGAAGUCCUAAUGUAUAAUAUUCUGAUUUACAUCUGAAAAGCCUUCAUAUAGUCGUGUUUAGGUCAUUUUGCCAUUCAGACAUCUUCUUUGUGCUUUGCUUGUACUAUCAGGAUGAACUCAAGUCUUUCUGUAACUGGCAACAUUCACUCAAUGAGACAUUUGCAUUAGCCUCAAUGCAUUUUUACCCUUCUGUGUGUAUUCCACAAUUAAUAGCCUGGGUAUUUUCUGUCAAAAGGACCUUGUUGUGUGAGAGCACAACAGUAGCAUGAGGGCAAGCUCAUUACUCUGACUCUUCGUGACCCCCCUUUGUGACAGAUGCAGACUGUCCUUAUUAUCCACCCAAACCUGAUGACUUUGUGUAUUCCUAAACCUUUAUGAGCAUGUGAUGCAGGAUUGUUACCAUACAUAAUGUGUGUGGUGUCCUUUUCUUAGGAGGAAAACUGCAAUGCAGCAUUUCCUUCAUCACAUUGCCGUACAACUCAGAGCCUGCUGAAGCUAAUGGGGCAAAGAUGAGACAGAGUCUAAUCAGGAAAAGUUGCAAUGCUCUGGCUCAUUACAAGAGAACAUUUACACUGCCGCCAUAAAUAGAAGUUCAAAAACUCUGGUAUAAGAGGAAAGGCUGCAUUAUCACAUCCAACGCUGGUUUUGAUAUUCAGAGCUCAUACAGAAAUCCUGUAUGAUAAUGUCAGCUAACUUAAUUUGAAAUGUUGGUGUCUAAUUUCAGUUCCUUGUAUGUAUAAGUUGUGCUACGAGAAAUGUUUUAACCCCUUCAUGAUGUGGACCUAUACAAGGGCAAGAGGCAUAGAGUAAAAACAGUAGAUGUGAGAGUCUCAGACAAACCAUAACAGCCCAUGAAGUAGGGCAGGUUUCCUGAACAAAAUUGCUUCUUGAUGAAGUGUCAUCAUGCAGAUUAAAGAUCAAGUUCAAGUACAACAUGUAGUAAAUAUAAUUUCACUCAUGUGUUUCCAGGCCUUCCCACGACAUCAGCCUGGAGGAGUUUGAUGAUGAAGAUCUCUCUGAAAUCACAGAUGACUGUGGGAUUGGACUAAAUUAUGACUCUGAUCCGUAUGAGAAGGUGAGACUCCUGUUUUUUUGUGUAAUUUGACAUUUUCUUUGCAUGGUUUACAUCCUCAGUCAUGUGUGUGGGGGGGAACAUAUAAGCAUAGCUGCAGCAUGUCUGCAUGCAUGUGGUGCAGGUCUACAUGCAUGCGGUGCAAAUCAACUCAUAGAUCAAUAUUCUAUAAGUUGGAGUGUAUUUUCAGUUUGCAGAAGCGUAUUUGUCCAUUGUUGUUUUUCUGCAAAUGCUUUUGCAGGUAUCACAUGUAGAAAAAUGUAAAAGCAGUUACAAGAGCAAAGCAUGCAACUUCAAAUAAGUUGUAGAGAGGAGGAGAUGAAAAGUGUGAAGCACUGAAGGUGACAGAAAGACAGACAGAUAGAAGAUGACCUGGUUUUUAUUGCAGUUUGAUGCUGAGAACUGCUCAUUUGCAUAUGAUUGUCUUAUAUAAGCCCCUCUGUAGCAUACCGGCGUUGCAUUUUAAAACCAUUAGUCUCAGACAGGCGUUUUUAUAAUACUGGGGACAAGAUGAGAGCGUGCAUGGCGUUGGAGUACUCUGACGAUCAUACAGAUCAUACUGCACACAUUCACUAAACUGCUUGGCAUACAAAGGAAACACUAAUUAAUGCUUCAGCUAGGCAUCCUUUUAAAGUGAUAUGCAAAUUAUUGAGUCACCAGCUGUAUCAUCCCACAUGUCCGAGGAGCUUAGACCUUAAUUACUCCAUUUUCAGAACUAUUAUCUCAUACUAUCUCUCUCCCCUUCCUGCUUUUCUCUAUCAUUCCAUCCUCUGGGAAGUAAACGUUUUAUGCUGGUGGCGUGGAGCCAUGGCUGCAGCAGAGGGUGGGUGACCCAGUGCAGUUUGCUGCUAUGCAGAGACAACCUCCCCCUCUCCCCUCCCCUCCUCUCUCCCAUGUGUCUCCCUUCCUUCCCUGCUAUGCAGAGUGUUGCUGGGAGACGGAGCUCAGAUUCCCUGCUUCCUUUUUCUCCCCUUCCUGCUCAGAGCAUUACCUCUCUCUCUCUCUCUCUCUCUCUCUCUCUCUCUCUCUCUGAGGUGACUGGUAGAGGGGAUUUAGCUCAGGGAUGCUUGCUUCGGAGGGUUAAGCUCUAAGCAUAAAUCUGCGCUUGAUAUUUUGCCUCCUCCGUUUUAAUCCAACAACAAAACACAUUAUGGAUAGCAAGCAAAGCCCUUAUAUAACAAGGCGUUUUUUUCUCCGUAGCAUGGGAAGGAUCCUCCAGAGGGAGAGUGAUGAUACAGUAGUGAGGCGAGCAUCAGUGCCCUCUUUCUCCCCCACACUCUACCAUCAGACACACGUCAGCAGAGGCCCUGACUGCUCACUUCACAAGCGAGGCAGCACGGGGCAGGGAUAGUUUCGGUCCUUGUUAGGGUUCAUCCUUGCCGAGAGGAAGUAAUGUUGCUGACAUGGAAGGGUGAGGACACACACCCAGUUGCCCUCUGAGUGUGCAUGUGUGUGUACAUUUAAAUAACAGAGACAGAAAGGCAAGAUACACAAUUUCACGGACAGUGUCUUUCACAUGGUGUUUGAUUUUGCCUGCAUCAGUAGGAUAGGAGACGCUCUGUCAGCGCAUUACCAUCAGCGGUCCGUCAAGCAGCGAGAUCUGCUGAUGAAGAGAGAGGCUUUUGGUUAUUAUGUCAGAAUGAAUCUGUCAUACUGGGCAGCAGGUCUUUGAUGUUUAAAGAGGAACAGCCAAUCUAAACAGUGAGAUUAUCCUCUGGCCCCAAUCCUCGGCUCUGAUUAAUUCCAAUUGGUUAUGGGGUUCAGGUUUUAAUCUGCAUAACCCUUUAGAUCAGUUCUUGGCCUGUGUGACUGGCGCACAGACGCAAACAUGUGAAUAGAACAAACAUAUGACGAUAACAUAUAGCUUUGCUGUUAUCUUAAGCUGGAAGGAGGCAUUUAGAGGUCUCUCACCAGUGUCUGAUUUUCUGUCUCUGAGGGAAUGGUUGUCGCUAGCCUAAUGCUGGGGCUGUUAUUUCCUAUUUUCUGCAGAAGCCACCAGAGUUACUGUCUGACAGUGCUUUCUCAACUGUGUGAUUUUUUUUCUUUUUUUCUCAUGACCUUGAAUUUUCUUACCCAAAAACUUAACAAGAGAUGGGCCACACGAAGAGAACCCCCAGCUUUUUCAUCCCUAAAUCUUCCCUGAUAGUCUCACAUUCACACACGCACAUCGUGCUGCUUUCUGCUCCAUCUCUGCCCAAAUUCUCCACUCCCUGUCUCUUUAACAUCCAUCUCUGCCUCUCCAGAGCCCCAAUUGAGCACCAUGAGCUCAUGCAUAAUUCAGUAUGUGACAGAGCAACGGUGUCGGUGUCCCAGCUUUGGCGCCGCCUGAGUUUUAAAAAUGCGGAAAUUAAGAGUUCGACUGAUAGAUGGAGGCCAUCACUCACUGGGUGGUCUCCAUUAAGGGUGGGCUAUGAAACAGCUGUCAUGAUUUCGAAAUUUAUCUGGAUUACAAGUUAUCUUUGGUAAAUGGGCUUUAUAGGGGCACAUAUGUUCCCUCAGUAAUACAUUUUUUACUGGUAUUUGACACAAACAAAACAAAUAUGCAGGAUGUCCUGAGAAAAACUACAGUUUCUUUGACAUUAUCUCAUUAAUUCACUUAAAAAGUAGAUUUUGCACAUAGUAAAUCAUUAUCUUUUGAAUAGUAAAACAGUGUUGCAUGAAUGGCUACGUCCACAGUGUGUUAGUAAAUCUAAAAUCAGAUAGUUUUGUAUUUUAGCUCCUGUAUGUAGUCAGAUUUAAGGCAGCAUAGCAGCCAUGGCCAGUCGUCCUUCUUUCUUCUUUGACACCCACACACAUAUAAUUGGUAUCCUGUUGACCACCCUUUUUUCUGUUUUAGUUCCUCAUCACUUGACUCUAAGCCUCUUCCUCUCUUUUCCCGACAUUAAUGAGUCCCUGGUGUCUCCUUCAACUAACGCCAUGCAGACCGAGGUUUGCCCAUGGAUCAUCUCUCAUCCACUUGCUGCUUUUUGUGUAUCAUCUGGUCAGUUCAGUAGGCAAGAUGUUCCCCUUCUCUCCCCUCUGCUGAUGACCAGGCUGUAAAAUGGAGCUGCCACCUCUCUGUAGAGUCAGUAGGUUUAGAUUUAACCAUGCUGAACCUGCCUGUGGUCUGCUAAUUGGAGAUCAGAAAAUCAGUCUGCGUUUAUGCUGUUUUUGUUUUAGUAAUAUCAAUUUGCUAGGCUAUGCUUCUUUUUUUUAGUGUAAGCUGGCUCUAUGAAGCCUAAAGCUUCAUCUGAGGAUGAUGGAUAUUUGGAAGCUGAUUAUAAACUUUCUGUCAAUCUCAGAUGAGGAUUUAAACCGUCCAUUGUAAGGCAUUGAUCAAUGAAAUUUUGCCACUUUAAAGAUGAUUUAAAGCCAAAACUCAACCACCUAGAUGUGGGAUAAGAACAAGUUACCAUGGCAGCUCAAAAAAAGUCAGCUUUGCAGCUCAACAUACCUGGGUUUCCCUCUUGUCUUGCUUGGUGGUACCCAGAAAUGCUGCUGAAUUGAGCAUCUAUCGAGCCGAAACAAAUCAACAGUCUAAAAUGAAGUGUUUUAAAAGGAAGAAACGAUGUGUUUGUAGUUUCAAUGUCUUGAAAGCCUCAAACAAUUGCUUCAAAACAACCUUUCAGAAAUAAAUUAAAGUCACUGUGAGGAACUUUUGGGUUGUAUUGACAUUGGCUCCUUCCCUGAACGAAGCGUUGCCUGUUAUUAUCUGUUCCAUUCAUGUGAAAGUCAUGUUUUUAGAAACACAUCUCUUAGUGUUUUUUUUAACAAGCUAUCAAUCAUCUGGUCUGACACCAACCUCCUUUACAGCAUUUUUAAGCAUAAAAAAUUACAACAGUGAAACUAACAGUCUUAUUGCAGAUGGUCUUGUUUUGAAGGUCAUAAAGAGACAACGGUGUCAGUUUCAGUCUCUUUCUCAGCCAGUUUAAAACUCCGCAUAGUGCCUUUAAAGUCUGUUUCCAAUCUUUCAUGUUUAUAGUUUUGUCAAUAGCUAUCUUUAAAAAAGUGAACCAGAAUAGACUCAACAUGGAUAAUAAAUGGUUUCAAAGCUGGAUUUAUGAUGUGAAAGUGCCACCUAUGGUCUGAUGGCUGCUAAUUGAAUCAGUCUUUGGUACGAGCUUUGUUGUGUCCUUGUAUAACAUGAGGAAUAUUGUUGUAACUUAAUACUUCUUUGAUUUGAUUUGACUGCAGUUGUGCUCUUCAAUGCUGAGAGUUAAAAUCAUUCAUAAUGCCUUCCCUGUAUGCAGGAGAGCAUGCUUAUGUAAGCCUGCCUCCUGGGUGACAGUGAAGAGACAGGGGGUGUCCUUGGGAGCUGGAGACCACGGGGAUCUAUUCCCUCCAAUACACAACUUUUAUUUAUAGUGCUCUGUUUUCUUAAAGCCUGCAUAGCUGUCUGUCAGGUGGGCUCACUGAAGGAUUUCUCCUGAUGCUGCAGAUUAUUCUUCUUAGCAGAAAUGGUAUUUUCACAACACUCUGGGUUUUACACUGCCAUGGACUUAAAGGUCACAUACUCUCAGUGAUGGAUUACUAUGGAAAACAGAAUUCUGACACUUGAUCAUAGAUGCAGAACUGACAAAAAUCACAUUCACGUUAAACGUCCAAGUGUAAGACUGACUGUGAUCUUUGUGGCAUAAAGUGGAUGCACCAGCCGUCAGCAGAAUCCAGUGUGGAGUGGUGAGAGAGUGAGCCUCCAUUAAAAAGCCAGCACUGAGGCAUGGAGAAACUGCUGCGCUGUUCAAACAGCAAACUCAAUAAAUCCACCCCGGUUUGCAUUGUCAAAUUCAAGGUAGGGAAGAGAUGACUAACUGUGGUGAUGUCUACUAUCUCGGCCUGAUGAUUUGAUCAUUUUUUUAUUGUAGUAUGCUUCAUCAAAUCACCAACUUUUACAUGAAAUAAGCAAAAGGUGUAUCUAAAAUGAGCAAACAUAUGUACAUAAGAUCCACUUUACAGCUUUUUGACCAGUACUGCACCAUGAACCAUGUUGCAUUGAUAAACCUUUAUCUAGCAAGCACAUGCUACUAUACAGCGUCAACAUGCAUGUAUAGGUGUGGUCUACAAAGCCUCAAUAUUAUUUAGUGCUCUGCUUUCCAGUAAACCAGCUGAAACCUGAGAGACAACGGAUUGAUUUGCUCUCAUUUCAUUGCCCCUCCUAUGCACGCACACACACACACACACACACACACACACACACACACACACACACACACACACACACACACACACACACACACACACACACACACACACACACACACACACACACACACACAGUCUCCUUCAUUUCUCUUUUAAACAGUCCCCAUCCUUAAGACCAAGCCAUUGUUCUGCUCUCUGCAGGGUGACUUUGUAUUAAGCUACUUAAUUAUGUCAACCUUUUUACCUCUAUCUUUUCACAAGACCGUGGAAAUACUGCCGAUACAAAAGGCUGCACUUAGCUCCUUUGUCUAAUGAAAUCAGAAAAACACACAUUAAUGCAUCCAUGAGUGCACACACGCAGAAGACAGGAGGCUACGAAAAGAAUGUAUCAGCAAAAUGGACUGAGUGUUUAUGUGCGCUCGGUUGGAGAGAUGCCCUUUGCAGUGCUUUGAUGUGCAUGUCUGUGUUUCACAAAUGCCCUCUGUGUAAUAACCGAAUGUUGUGUGUAACAUGCUGUUCAUCUCUUCUACUCAAAAUCUGUUCAUCUCGAAGACAGAAGCUUUAAAAUGAAAGAUGAAAAUCUGUUCGAUAUUACUUUCCCUCAGCUGUUUGAUCAGAAGAUGACUUAAUUAGAGUUGCCGUCAUCUUAUAUCUACCGCAGGCUGUUUUAUCCUCUUUACUCCCUCUCUCUUCUGGCAUCAGGACUCUCUGAUUUUGGAGAAGAGCGACAUGCACCACCCAGUCUGCUCCUUCCAGGAUGACUUCCAAGAGUUUGAGAUGAUUGAUGAUGAAGAUGAGGACGACGACGAUGAAGAUGAUGACGAUGAGGAGGUUGACCCUGAUGCACCUCCAUCCCCUUCCGCCUCUCCUCCUCCCUCCCCGACUCUUGGUACCCUGAAGAGCAGACCGACCACACUGAACCUCACGACUGCUGUGUCACAGGUAUGCAGUCUGAGGCUAUUAUAACAUAUUAUCUGUAGUUAUUAAUCCUUGAAACAGUAUGAUGCGUGUUCUCUAAAUAUGUCGUGCGCCAUAUUUUCUCUCCUCAGGAUUCCCUGAACAACAACAGCAGUCUGUCUCCAAAGAAAGGAAGCUGGCAGGACUCUUUACACAACCCAGCCUCACAGGGUAAGUCCAGCAUCAAUAAUCUGCAUGACAUGUUUUCAUGUUAUUCCUCUUUAAGUCUGAUACACAACCCUUUCAAAGAAAUGUGUCUCAAUGGCUGAGAGCAAAGAUGGAAUUCUUGAAACAAAUUAUGAGAGAGAUUUUCCUGUACUUAUUUAUUUUCAUGUUUUUGCAGUUUAAGGAUCAAACAUUUGUUUUCUUACCUGAAAAUAGGACACAAUAUCUUCUAACGUUGUCCGCAUGCCUCACAAAAGUUUCUAGGCUGUUGUCUUGAGAAAUUGACACACCCCAAGAGAAGAUGUGAGAAGUAUUUUAUGGUUUUGUACUGUACUGAAUGUUUAGACACAAUAUGAUAUGCAAUAUGGUAGGAUAUGAUACUUGGGGUAGAGUAUAUUAUGAUACACCUACUAGAUACAUCAUAACAUGAGACAAUAGAUAACAAUAUGGUGAAAAAGGAUCCAUUUGAUAUGAUGUAAUGAUACAUAUAAUUUAGUAUUGUUACAACAUGAUUUUGAAAAAUGCAAUAUGAUACAAUGCUAUACAAUAUGCAGCAGUAGGAUACAAAAGGAUUUGAUAUGGUACAACGCAAUAUGAUACAAUACCAUACAAUACCUUAAGCGAAGAUAAGAUAUGAAAUGAUCAAUUAGUGCCUUAAGCUAAGAUACAAUAUGAUAAAUAAAUAAAUAGAUAAAUAUAUGUAUACAAUUCAAUAUGUCACUCUAUGAUACAAAAGUUAUAAGAUAUGAUACAAAGCAAUCCAAUAAAAUGUACACUUCACUACACUUCCAUAAGAUACUUUAAGCCAAGAUAAGGGAAGAUUGCAUGCUUCAUAUGAUAUGUCAUGAUAUGAUAUCAUAAGAUAUGAUAGGAUACAAUUUUGAUAUUAGACAAUAUGAUACAGUACAACAUGUCAAGCCAAAAUAAGAUUAGAUAAGAUACUUUUGUUAAUGUGCUUAUAAAGUGAGAUCUGAUAUGAAGAGAAAUGACGAUGAUGAAAUUUCAUUUGAUAUGAUAUGGUAUAAUACAACAACAUAAAAAAUUGUAAUGUACCUUUGAUUUUCCUAGUAUAUUUAAGUUGCUUAAUGUUCGAAAAAAUGCUUUGCCACAACUCUAGAUUAAACAAUAUUUGGACCUGUGUUUAAUAUAUGUUUAAAAUUUUUGUUGUUUGAUUAUUGCAAAAGUCUUUCGCUCACAUAUAAUAUAUAUAUAUAUUAUAUAUAAGCAAAUAGUAAAUAAUUAUCUUCUUUACCCACAGGCCGUCUGUCUCCAACCCACUCAUGUCUAGAGGAUGGCAGCCAUGUGACAGGCCAUUGCCCAGCCUCUCCUGUUUCCCAGGCACCAGGGUCCAAGAGCAAAGGUACUCCCCAAAAACAGGCUGGGGAGGGAGGCAACCCCCAGUCCCCUCACAGACCCCUCUUAUGCGACAUGGAGGGCAACAGGCGGGAGAGGCCCGAAUACGGUAACAAAAAGGCCAGCCCAGCAAGUUUAAAGCUCAUUCCAUUAACAUCAGUGUCGUCCAGUGCCGUGAUGUGAAAUUAAGUGGCGUGAUGUGGAUUUGAUUUGUUCAGUAAUAUGUUCAGCAAAGUCAGGCCAAUUUUUGCUCAUCUAAUCAUGUGAACCAAUUUAAUGCGUUCUAUUCUGGAAGUGAUUGCUGAACUUGCUCAUCUCACAUGCCUUAAUUUUUAGAAAAGUAUAUCCACCUCCUUUCAGUUCCUAUUAUUUUAGCUCUUUUUAUGUUUUGCUUUAUAUUGAUCCAACUGGUGUUGCUUUCACAACAACUUUGAACUGGUCCUUUUUCAUCUGCCUCACAUACCUGAUGAUCCCUUGGAAAAUCCUGAACGUUCUCUCUUUAAUGGCCUGUCUUUUUUUCUCCACACUGUGUUUAUUAUCUUCGCAGGCUCUUUUGGACAACACAAGUCCCACCCUUGCUCCGGCAAUGUCACUGAAACAAAAGCAGAUCCUCCAAUCCAGACAACAAGGGUAUCCUCUGUAGAUGAGCACUCCCAGUGUUCGGACACAGAAGUGGACCAUGACCUUAACAGCCACCAUAACCACAAACACUCAAACCAGCGUGCCACCGACACCUACACGAUUACAAGCGAAUCAGGUAUGGAGCCAGAGACCGACCUGGACCCAGAUGGAACCAGUCGCUGUUUGUCAUCCACUGCACCCAUGGGAGGCAAUGAUGGUGCUGAUACACCUUUGUCUGAUGAGGAGUUGGAAAAGGACUUUGAAGUGGAGUACUUGUGUAAGGAGACCUAUGAUAUGGUUUGCAAGGAGAACCAGUCAUGCUAUGUUGAAUUUCCCUCCAUUGAACCCUUUGAGCCUGCUUCCUUCUCCAGCUAUGUGUCCUCCAGCCGCUCAGAUGCUCUUGACAAGUCCACCAUGUCACAUGUUUCAGCAGCUUCUGCUAUGGAGGCAGCUAAUGACUCCACCUCUCCGUCUUCAGACCCAGGAAUAGCAGAUAUGAACCAGCAGGGUUACAUGACUUCAGACCAGGACAAAGACCUCAGCUCUCCAGGAUCUGACUCUGAUGUUGAAGGGGAAAUAGAGGCAGCUUUUGCCUGUGGUGGUCCUGUCGUCUCCAACAUGAUCUCCUCCAUCUCAGAGACAGAGCUGGACCUGACUAGUGAUGACAGCAGCAGUGGACGCUCAUCUCACCUCACCAACUCCAUUGAGGAGGCUAGCUCACCUACAUCAGACCAGGAAUUAGAUCCAGAUACGGAGCUGGAACAGGACAGUGGUAUUGUUGGACUAAAAGCAUCCCUACUUCUUGGCCAACCAGACCCGAUUAAAGAAGGGUCUCCUCUUCCUUCUCCUUCCCCUCUACCUUCACCUACUAUUGCUACACCAUCACCCAUUGACUCUCCCAUCCUUCCUCCAGAGUCCUAUGAUGGUCCAACCCUGAUAGGGCUGCAGAGCUUGGAUGAUGAGCUAUCUUGUGAGCACCAGGCAGACCCGGAUGAGACUCUUCCUCCAGCUCAACAGUGCGAAGACAGCCUGUCCAGACAGAUGGUGCUGCAAAUUGAACCAGACCAUGGUCUUGAGAGCUUCAAGCGCUCCUUCUACCUGCCAGUAGGACCCAGGCUUAUGCCCAGUGCCGAUGAAUAUGAUGGAACUAGUGAGGGGGAAUCUGACUCAGAGAGUGAAGAUGACCUGAGCGAGAACUCGGACUCACCCUGGCUGCUCAGCAACCUGGUCAACAGGAUGAUUUCAGAGGGCUCUUAUCCUAUCAGUUGUCCUGAGGAUUGCUUUAAGAGAAAGGUGUCUGUGUCAGACACCAUCUCACCAUCUUCAGACAUUGGAGACACAGAUGGCUUCAAUGAUGAUGACCAAGAAAAGAAAGCAGGACUUGAGGGAUCAGAGGCAGAAGAGAAGGACAGUGAAAGGUACAGAAAGGAAAGCAUGGAACAAGGAGAGAGGAAGAGUGUAGAGUCUUUGACGAGUGGUGGAGUGAUAGGUUCCUGUCUUUAUAUGAGCAAUCCAACUGAUGACACCAUAAGCCCUCUGAUCACCAAGCACCCUCCAUAUGCCUCUAGAGACUCUGAGAAGAAUCACACAGACAAGCAAUCGAAGAAUAUCAGGAGACAGGAGGAAAAUGAAGAGCCCAACAAUGAUUUGAUGAUGCUAGAGGGGAGGAAGGACCUAGACUCACCAAGCCUCACUGAGAGCGUGGUCAGUGACAAAGACGAAGGACGAGAGACUGAACCCAGGCCAACAAGCCGCUCCUCCGCCUCUCUUGAGCGCAUCACUGAAGUUAAAAACAGCUUGACACUUGACAUACCCACCGCCCAGACCAACCGCUGCUUCAGUCUCACGUACUCCACAGACAAUGAUGAAGAGGAGGAGGAGGAUGGAGACUCUUACCCAUUCCUGGAUGGCUUAAGGAACCAGUCCUACAGAGGUAGUGACUUAGAGCUGGACAGUUCACCACCUAUCGACUCAAGUGUUCAAGACCGUCCCUUGUUGGACAGUGACCUGCCACUGUGUGAUAAAGAUGGUUUGAGGCAGCCCAGUGAGGAUGAUGGACUAGCCUAUGACUCCAUGAAGUACACACUAGUGGUGGAUGAGAAUACAACGCUUGAACUGGUCAGCCUCAGAAGGUAUGAUGACAAAAAUAUAACGUGAGCAGAAUAUUUGGAGUGUUAUUUCCAUCAUUUUUACAAGAAAUAAUACAAGAAAAGUGGAUCUCCAACCUGCUGUAUGUCUUGCUCUUCUAGGUGCACCUCUGUUCUGAGUGAUGACAGUGAGCUCUCCACGCUAUGUGAUGAAGAGCCUUUGGGGACAGGAGAGGUGGGUUAUGGCCAUGAUGAUGAGGAGGAGGUGAGGCCAGAACUUCUCAGUUCCUCUGAGGAUUCCUCUCCUGAAGCUGACCUCCCAUUCUCCAAGAAGUUUCUCAAUGUGUUUGUCAAUAGCACAUCCCGCUCCUCCAGUAGGUUACUCUUCAGACACUACACUUACGGACAUUUAUACACUCGCAGUCAAAUAUUUGAAUUUUAGAGAUCAACAAGUGAUAUUUUCACAGUAUGUUGACCAAAACAACAACAAAAAAGAUUGUAAACAGGUUUAAACUUUUCACAUGACCAAAACUAAACAAGAUACGCUACAGAUUAGGGUCCACUAGCAUUAUUGUUAAAAGCUUUCCUUUUAAGUCCUUAAAAUGACUUCACUUCAUUAGAGCGUGACUUAUCACUGUCAGCAUGAUACAUUAACAUGUGAUCUAAAUUUGGUAGCCCGCACAAGACCAAUGGGAGGACUUUAUCCCAGUGUUUCUAUCAUCAGUCAGUGCUCUCACUGCAAGAUUCAUAUUCCUAAUGAAUGAUGAUUUACAUAAUGAAAGGCUCAUUACGAAGGCUUUCUACUUCAUUUUUGAAAAAUUCAUUUUGCCACUGCUUAGUCCUUUUACAAAGUUUACAUGGAAAGCGCCCCCACAAGUUACAGAAAAUACUCGAUAGUGUGUUUAACUUGGUGUUGCUUGCAUGAAAUUCUGCUGUAGGUUCAAGAUACUAGAAUCAUCUAAACAGGGUAUUUUGUCACACAGGCACAGAAUCCUUUGGGCUUUUCUCCUGCACCAUCAAUGGAGAGGAAAGGGACCAGACACACAGGGCAGUAUAUAGGUAAGGCAACCUUAGGUACACUCAUUUUGACAAUGGAAAACGAACAGUGGCAUUGUGACCACCAUACUGGAGAGUAAGUAUUUGUCUGGGUAGAAAAAAGAAAAUAUUUAUUUAAGAAUAUUCAGAUUUUCCGGUGUGAUAGGAGUCUUGUAGCUAAGAAUAGGGAACUGGUAAUUAUGUUACAGAGGGAGGCAGCUGUCUGAGCAACAGCUGAUCUCAUGACCUGCCGGGUGGCAAGCAAUAAUCACAUCAGCCACCACCUGUGUCUGCAAGUGUGUGCAGAAAAAGGACGCUGCAUGCACCUCCUUUGUGUACAAUAAGUGCUGGUUCAUUUUUAAUUUUGCGGUUGCGUUUCCACUUUUCUCUCUCUGUAAUUAUGUCUCUAUGAUCAAACACACUGCAACCUAUAAGAUGUUCGGGUUCAGUGAUAUAGUACACCGACACAUUUCAUUGUUGUCUCUUUUUUUAUCCUGCUCCUCUUUUCAGAUUCAUUCCCAGACAUACAGAUGAGCUGGAGCUGGAUGUGGAUGAUCCUUUGUUUGUGGAGGAAGAAGAGGAUGACUACUGGUACAGAGGCUAUAACAUGCGGACAGGGGAGAGGGGCAUCUUUCCUGCCUUCUAUGCCAAUGAAGUGAUAGGCCAGUCUAAAGAGUUGCUGGGUGAGUCCAGAAGCACAUUAACUGACUCUCCUUCUGUCUGAUCCUAAAUGCUUGAAAAAUAACAUUAUUGGGUGUUUGUCUCCGCAUUUUGCCUUGUAGGAAUGAAAAGAAAUCCGGCAUGGAUUGAAACUUUUAGCGUCCAGUUUUUGGGGUCUGUCGAGGUACCUUAUCACCAAGGCAAUGGUAUCCUCUGUGCUGCCAUGCAGAAGGUAAGUAGCUUUGAAUAAAGAAAAGAACAACUAAGAAAAAUCUGAUGCGUGUAAAUGCAAGCACAUAUUUGCCGUCUCCACCUGUCUGUUUUGACAUGGAAGUAUAUUGUGUCUGCUAGAUUGCGAUAUCGAGGAAACGGACAGUACAUGUGCGACCUCCUUCUCUGUGUGAGUUAGAGAUCAGCUUGCAGGGAGUGAAACUAAUCAUGAGCCUGGAGGAUGAAUAUGACACCCUUGAUGAGGUAAGGUCUUAUAAAUAAAAAAUCGAUGGCUCAUCUUUUUAAUGUAAGGACAAUUAAUUCAUGGUUUUAGAAUACAUUCGCAACUAUGGUUCAUCGAUGAUUCAAGUAAACUUUCUUGUUUCCUGUCUCUUCGUUCCUCCAGUAUGACAGAUGUAGUCACUUCUUCCAGAUGAAGAACAUCUCAUUCUGUGGAUGCCAUCCCAGGAACAACUGGUAGACAAGCGAGCUGCUUUUUCUGCCCUCAUGUUGCCAGUUUACAGUGCAAGAUCUGAAUGAUGCGAUCAUGUUGUUUUCCUGUCUCUGCAGCUAUUUUGGCUUCAUCACCAAGCACCCGAUGCUGAACAGAUUUGCUUGCCAUGUGUUUGUAUCCCAGGAGUCCAUGCGACCUGUAGCAGAGUGUGUUGGGUGAGUCCUAAUCAUGUUGUUGAGUCAGAAUUCUCUACAUCAAACCUGACCAGGGAACAGAUUUUUUUCUACCACCAGGUUUUAAAGUGUGAAUGGCUUUUCUACCAAAGACAUGGCGUGUUGUAGGAAUUACACAAGCAAUGCGUUCAUAUGAAGAAUUUAGAAUCAGUAGGGAAUACACAUAAUAAAGCAGUUUGUAUUUCUUUUCAUAAAACGAUAAAUUUGCCUUUUUAAGGAGAUUCACUGUGUGGUGAUGUCCCUUUUUGGGCAAAUCUCACAUUGAUCUUGCUGUAGUCUCGUGCGACUUUUUGAACAAACUAUUCAGAGCACCCUGUGGUCCCAUCUGGGGAUUACUUCAAGUAACCCUGCAAUCUGAAUCUUUGCUCAUGUAAAGUACUGAUGACCAACAUGUUAACUUAAGAUUUGUUUCAAAAUAUGAACUGCUUUGUAUUGACAAAAAAAAUCUCAUCCUCAUCCUAAUUGACAAGUGGUCAAAUGCAUCAUUCACCAAGAACCUUUACUGAGCAACAUUCGAGAAGGACUGUAUAAGCUGCUCAGGCAUUGAAAAUAACUAUGAGGAAACAGUCAGAGUUCACGUGAAUGGUCGUGUUUGUAUUCUUAAGUAAGAAAGAGCACUAUAUAAAUUACAGCCUGUUUCACAACCAGCUAAAAACCCCUCAUAGGACCUUUAAACCUCACGCCCAUCUCUCUGCUGCUCCAUUAGCCAACAAUGAUACAAGCUCAUUUUGCACCUCAGUCUUAAUGGAUUUGUAUAUAUAGAGGCUUGAGUAAUGAUUUCACACUCAGUCAUACCUAAUUCAACCAUCCUCAAAUAGUCCAAGAUACAGAUAUCUCACUUUCUUUGGAGGCAGCGAGGGCCAGUUGCACAGCAUGGAGUUAGACAGAGCUGUUUCAUCCCUCUGCCUUUCUUGCUCUGUUUGUGAAAUUUAGACAAAAAAAAAUGGCGGCACUUGUGAAAAACAAUGACCUCAUUCACCAAGAAGCUUCUGGGUGCACUGGGAGUAUUCUAUAAAGCGGUCUUUGUGUUUGCAGCAGCCAGCCAGUUCUUAGUAAACAGUCAGAGCAUGACUGUAAAAUCUGUUACUACAGAGAGGAUUACUAUGGAAGGCUGUGUCAUAAUAGCUGGCAGCUCGAUCAUUAGUCAUGCCCUCAUCUCUGUGUCUGCAGACGAGCCUUCCAGGAAUACUACCAGGAACAUCUGGAGUAUGCCUGCCCCACCGAGGACAUCUACCUGGAAUAAGAAGGGUUGUCAUGACAACCUCCUUCCCUCCUCCAGAGCUUGUGUAUGGUCAUAGGGUUUGCCACUAGAGGGCAGCGUCGGCGGGAUCUUCUCCCUCGUUGUAAAAUACUCCUCUAAACUGGGAUCUUCGUUUCUCCAGUACGCUUGGCAUUUGACUGAUUUCAUUCAUUCAUCUCUCUCUUUGUUAAUUUCCAUCAUCUUGAUGGAUCGAUUGCCUGUUUCUUUGAUCUUUUUUCUAUGAUAUGAAAACUAUGACGCUGAGCACCUGUGUAUUUCAAGGGUUCCUCUUUUGAAAUGACAAACACUAUACCUACUACUGCUGAUUCACUUUUCAAUGCAUGGCUAGUAGGGUUACUGCACACAGAAACACCAAGAAAUACACAUAUCCUAGUGAAUGGCAAGCAGCUCAACAAUCAGUAAAGGAAUGGUGAGGAAUCAAGCGUUUCAUUUACUGUAAAUAUGUAUUUGUUCAAUAUUGACAAACUGCUUGUUUGAUUUCUACUGAUAGUGACAUUGGAGCAAAGUAGAGAGAGUACAGUGAACCGUCCUUGGUCCGAGCUUACCCCUGUGUUGCGUAGUGUGUGUUGUAAAUACAUGUAUAGAAAGUAGACAUACAGGCGCCUCAUCCAAACUAAUUAACAAACACACAGCCGAGACUAGUAAAGGGGAUUGUGUUUUGUUGGAGAAACUGCAGGUGUGGGGAGGUUGUAGUCACUUGGCAUGGCCUUUGAAUGUCAUUUUCCCUGCAGGUAUUUUAUUCAGCUUGGAUUAGGUGCAGCAGCUGUCAGCACAUUUGGAUGAUCUGACAGAAAUGUUUCUCUUUUGUCCAGUCUUCAAAAUCACACCGCUUGCUGACCGUCACCACAGGGAGCUUCCAUAGAAAAUCACUCAGCUGUUACAAAUGCAAACCAUAGAUAUCUGUAUGCUUUGUUACGAUCGAUGUGACUUUCAGGUUCAAGAACGUAUAAGGUCCUCUGAAAAGCCAUAUUCUCACACCUCUGACUGUUUAGCUCUGGUUUUCAUUGUCUAUCUUUUCUUUUGACUCAGCAGUUAAGAUGUUUGAAAAGAAUUUACAGGUAGUCACUGAGAGAGUCCUGCACCUACUUGGUCCUGGUAUCACAAACUUUUUAUAAAGCCUGACAUGGGAGAUUUUGUAGUUAUGUAAAUGGGUUAGACUUUGAUUUUCUUUUGUAUUGCGACAGAAAAAAAAGGAGAUGGCUACAUUAUUCUUCUUUUAUUUCUUGCUUUCAGUCAUGUUAAAAGUUCAAUUCCCACUACAUAUUAACCUUCUUUGGAGUCAUGGAGCAUAAAAUAACUUACAUUAUUGCACCUUACACAGGAGGGGGUUUAUUUAAAACAGUGCAGUCACAGUAUCUACUUACACUGCUCUUUCAGACACUUUUUAUCAUCGUUUUUGGCUGCUUUCACUCACAAUCCACCAGAACAAACACCUCAGAUUUGCAGGAUUUCAGUGUCAUUGAAAGACUCUACAACAGUUGGGAUGCAGGGCGUUAUUUACAUAUGUAUUACUGUCAGGUAGAUCAUGUAUAUACAAUAGCAAAUCUAAGAUAGUGCUGUGUCCUUUAUGUUGAGUAUGUUAUGAAAUGAAAUGAAAUAUGUACAUUAAAAAGAAAUGUUAAAAAAAGAUCACUACCAGACAUCCCCUGAAAGAGAAGAAAACACGUAAAUAUCUGUGAUCUACUUCUGAAAAUUUCAUUUAAGUGUCUUAUGUUUCAGCACAGGAUGUUAUUUCAUUACCUGUCACAUGUGUGACAUCUGGGCUCCUGCUAACAUCGUACCUCUCCACACAAAGGCUUGGGCAGCACAUUUAGGGCACAUUCGUGAGCCGUGACAUCAUCUGUGUGUGACACACCCACCUGACAACUGACCAAUAUGGUGUUAGAGCUGAGUAGAAACCGAGUCAGCUGAAAACUACUAUUACGACUUGCCGAUUAUAGUAAUCGCCUCUGAGCUCCAACAGCGUGACCUAUUCUGAUCUGUAUGUAUUUGCUUCUGAUUUUUGUUUUUCUAUUCUAGUUAAAAAUUCUUCUCUACACACAGCUACACAAAAACAACCUCCGAGGUUGAGCUAGUCCCAUAUAGCAGCUGAGACAUACAUUACCAGUUAAAGCAAACUUUUAUUACAUUAACAAGAUUCUUCACUCUAUACCUAGAGCAAAACAGUAUGUGACAAAACAAACAUAUCCUAUCUUGUAUCUUUAAAAACAAGAACUUGUAAAAUUCCAGGGAAAAACUGAAAAAAAAAGACAAAAAAAUCACUCUGCCUUGUCAUGGGUUUGGUCUUAUGAAUAAAAUAUAUGCUUGAUGUCCAAAA